Molecule: messenger RNA, 4810 nt
Organism: Rhinolophus ferrumequinum (greater horseshoe bat)
Lineage: Eukaryota; Metazoa; Chordata; Mammalia; Chiroptera; Rhinolophidae
Gene: SYNC
Product: syncoilin, intermediate filament protein
Exons: 4
Coding region: 382-1923 (513 amino acids)
Biological process (GO): intermediate filament-based process
Cellular component (GO): intermediate filament; neuromuscular junction; Z disc
Source: RefSeq, a predicted model, not a curated record
GGGCCAGCCAGGCAGGGAAAGUGCUUUUCUGGCGCUGCAGAGCCACCCUCCUCUCUUGCCCCCAGUAACUGGGACCCUUGGAAGGGAAGGGUGGAGAGAAAGAAGGUUCGGGAAGAUCUCGGGGCUGGCUAGUUUCGGAGACGCCGAUAACCACCCCCUAACCCCCACCCCAGGCUGGUCCCGGGAGGGGCGGUCUCUCUCCGCCCCCCGGCGGCGUGGCCGGCUCCCUCCUCCCGCGGGCAGGAGCCCCGGCCAAGUGGGCGCGCCAGCCGGGGCCGGGAUCUGGUGUCGGCUGCAGCUGGCAGUGCGGCGGGCGCGGAGCUGGCGGCCGGCGGGGCCUCCUAUUAAUAACGCGGCCACCCAGCACGGGGUCGGACAGCCAUGGCCAGCCCGGAGCCCCGGCGCGGCGGGAACGGCACCGCCCAGGCCGCGAGGAAAACAAGAGCAGAGGCCAGUUCUCCUCUUCAAGAGGAGGAGCACUCUGAAUCCCUGGAUGAGGCGAGGACCUUGAAUCCAGAAGUUCCUCUGUCUUUGGAGGGAAACUGGAAUUUAGAGGACAUUCUCUUCCUGGGGGACACAGGUGGUUUUGAUGACACAGUUUAUAUGGAAGAGACUGAGAAGCCUGAGGAGAUGCUGUACAUUGAGGAGACGGGGCAGCCAGAUGAGGUUCUGUAUGUAGAGGAGACUGUGAAGCCAGAGGAGAGGCUGUAUGCGGAGGAGACUGUGAAACCAGAGGAGACACUGUAUGCGGAGGAGACUGUGAAACCAGAGGAGACACUGUAUGCGGAGGAGACUGUGAAGCCAGAGGAGACCACAAGCCCAGAGCAGAUGGUUUAUGGGGAAGAGAUGGUCACGAGUGAGGAGAAACCUAACCCUGAGGAGAGCCUCAGAGCGGCUCCUAGUCCCAGCACAGAAGAGAGCCUGAGCAUAGAGGACCUGGAAUUGCUUGAGGGGCGUUUCCAGCAAUGUGUCCAAGCUGUGGCCCAGCUGGAAGAGGAGAGGGAUCAGCUCAUCCAUGAGCUUGUGUUGCUCCGGGAACCAGCCCUACAGGAGGUGCAACAAGUCCAUCAGGACAUCCUGGCUGCCUACAAACUGCAUGCCCAAGCAGAGCUGGAGAGGGAUGGAUUAAGGGAGGAGAUCCGGCUGGUCAAGCAGAAGCUGUUCAAGGUGACGAAGGAAUGUGUGGCCUACCAAUAUCAGCUGGAGUGCCGCCAGCAGGAUGUGGCCCAAUUUGCCGAUUUCAGGGAAGUGCUGACUGCACGGGCAGCCCAGCUCUCAGAGGAAGUGGCUCAGCUCCGGGAUGCCUAUCAGAAGCAGAAGGAGCAGUUACGGCAACAACUAGAAGCACCUCCAAGCCCGAGGGAUGGACACUUUCUGCAGGAGAGCCGGCGGCUCUCUGCCCAGUUUGAGAACCUCAUGGCAGAGAGCCGCCAGGGCCUGGAGGAGGAGUAUGAGCCCCAGCUGCUGCGGCUCCUGGAGAGGAAAGAAACUGCCGCCAAAGCUCUACAGAAAACCCAGGCCAAGAUCCAGGAGAUGAAGGAGGCUCUGAGACCCCUGCAAGCAGAGGCCCGGCAGCUCCACCUGCAAAACAGGAACCUGGAGGACCAGAUCACCCUUGUAAAGCAAAAGCGAGAUGAGGAAGUGCAGCAGUACAGGGAACAGCUGGAGGAAAUGGAAGAACGACAGAGGCAGUUAAGAAGUGGGGUGCAACUCCAGCAACUGAAGAACAAAGAGAUGGAGCAGCUAAGGAUCAGCCUUGCUGAAGAGCUCUCAACUUAUAAGGCUAUGCAACUCAAAAACCCGGAACAAGCUAAUGCUCCCACUUCUCAGGCAGGUGGAAUCGAGACACAGUCCCAAGGUGAUCCUUGUGGGUGCAAGAGUGGUGUUUGCAUCGCUGCUUUCUUAACAAUACUAAUUCCUUAAAAGAAUUUAAGUGUGUGUCUAAUGACAAGUCGUUUAGGGAUAACACAUACCUCCAAAAUGCCUGGUUCAAAUAUUCAGGGUUCAUUUGGAAUGUUUCAGUUUCUGGUAGGAAUCAAAACAUGCCCUAAUUACACCCAGGAAUUCUGUAACAGAAUAAAGCAUCUAGGCUUUGUGCAUUCUUACCCUCCUCCCCCUACUUUACCCUAUCUGCUAAUCAGUUUCCUUAGAAUAGCAGAGAUGGCAGUUAUGCUACCUAAUUGAGACUAUGACCUAAAGAGGCAAAGAAGGCUAAAUUAAUCUGUAACAGUAAUAAUAAUAAAAAGCUGGUGGGUGUUAUUUAUAGGCUGAGGGACAGGAUUACUGCUUAAUAUGUGAAACAAGCAACACACCUAUCCAUUAAUUUCUUUAUAUACCAGUAUGUUUUGUAUUCUUCAAGUUCUAGAUUCUCUUGGAUAAACUAAAACUAGAGUUCUCUGUCAAGUUGUAUACUAGCCAGAUGCCCAUAAAUUUUAUUCUGAAUUUCCUAAUCUUACACGUUGUACACAAAUUCACAAAUAACUAUUAUAACUGACGCUUUUUCUAACUCACUAGAACUUGACUGUGUUUUAUCCAGGCAUAACUGAUUACGCUGAUUGGGAGAUUACUAGAACCUUGUAAUUGAGGAAAAUGAUCUGCUAAACACCUCUGCAUGGAUCAGAUUAAAAGUACAAUAGGUAAAGGCAAUGAUUAAAAGAAACCCAACUACAGAAUUUCAGGCACUGUAGUACCUGUGUAAACUUAACCUGGAUGGAGAAAAUUUUAGCUAGCCCCUCCCAUCACCAUCACAUCACUUACCACUGAUUUGCAAAUAGGAGGCACCCAAAUACUUGCUAGGGGAAAGUCAUCCCUGAUCAUGCGGAAUUCAGUCUAGCAAUCCCUCCCUGACACAGCCUGCACUGUACUUUGGAAGUUCACUGUUAUAAACAUUAUGCUGUAUUAUUCCAAGUUGAAGAAAGUAUAAACUUACUCUUUUUUCUCUCAACCUUACAGGGGCUGUUUAGAAACAUAUGGCCGAAUCUGUAACCCAGAAACAACCAAAAAAACUUCUUAGCCAAGGAUCAUCAAGUACCCUUUGGACAUACUUUUUUUCCAGAGAAGGGAGUGCCAGGGACUUGGCAAGCAAUUCACCCUGGGAAAGUUACAAAUACUGGCUGACCUGUUUAAAAAGAUUUUAGGGCUGGCUGGAGGCAGAACACCAUCAGUCAGCUCUUAGUGGGGUUGUAUUUCAUAGGCUGCCAGUCCUGAUUUCAAUGCACGAAGGAACAGAAAAUGAGCCUCCUGUCCUCCAGAGGCAACCUCACAGGCAGAGUAAAGGAUGAAUGUAUGGACACACCUUGAAGUGAUGUGAAGAAUGUAUCUUGCCUUGUGUUGACCGAAACCAAAAACAUUUUUGUUGGAGUACAGGUGGGGUCAAAAAGGCAGCCAAUUUUUCAUUUAUAUGGGUGUACAAUUUGAAUUAUUUUGUGCAAUGAGUAUUGGACUUUAAGUGAAUCCUCUUACAAAGUUUACUUUUCUUUAAAUCUGUGCUUUUAUUAGGUUGGUGCAAAAUUGUGGUUUUUGCAAUUUUAACCUUUUAAACUGCAAUUACUUUUGCAGCAAAUUAUCAAGAUAAUUUUCAUUAUACUCUAAAAGGAACCCAUCCAUAUUUCAACCUAAAGGUUAAGGAUAUUGCUUUCCCUAAAGAUCAUACCUUAUGAAAAUGACUUUGGGUCAGUGUGAUCCACUCAGUUAAACUGAGUGAUUGGCAAAGAACCAGGCAUUUUUUCUGGUUAUGGCACUUGGUGAUGAUACAGGCUUUCAAGAGCCUAUUAUUUCUAACUUCUAAGUAUAGGCCCCAGCAAAAAAUAUUCUGGAGAGAUUCAACCUCUUUGAGAAAAGGUUCAAAUACCUUUUCCAAAUUUAAAUUUUGCCUUAAAAAUCUCUCUGCCACACUGCCUUUGACAUUCUUGCAAGUCCAUGUAGUUCUCUAGGGACAGACUUAAAAAAGAUGCUAUUUUAUCAAAGACUAAUCUGAGCACCUCUGAUUACGUGUGUUACGUCUUUUAUUUUCCCUGGGAAAGAGUAAAGCUCUUUUCUAUAGCUCUGGGUGUAUUAUAUUUAAUUCUGCUCUUGAUAGUCAGAGACUACAGAAAAUAACUGUUAUCCGAAGAAUUCUUGUAUAAGCCAGACUGGUUGUUGAUCAAUAUUAUAUACUAAAUAAAACCCAUCAGCAUGGGGUUAUGUAGAAAAGCAAUUUAUUCCAUUAUAAGCACUUACACAGUUAGUCAUGGAGAGUAAUAGGCCUGGUGAAACAGGUCACCCAAAAUAGAGAUGGUAUCAAACUAGUGGUCAAGGACUAACUCCUAAAAAAAAAAAGGCAACUCUUAUCCAGGAUUAAUUUAAUUUUAAAAACAAAUACAAGCUAUCAAUUCACUCUGCUCAACUUAACUGGACAGUCUACCUGUGGUAUAACUGUCAGGUAAAAACAUACAUCUUUACAACUUGGUGGUCCCCAAGUUCUUUUAAAAAACCAUUUCACAGAAAGGAAAGAAAUAAUAUGAAAACAGCUCAAGAAAUACACUAACAAGCAAAAAUAUAUGGGAAAGAGGAACACUUAGUUUUGACUUAAGAAACUGAGAGGAGACUGGUCUACAUAGGAAAAUGUGCAUCCUGUAAAGUCAGGUGUGAAGAUUUUACAAUAGGAAUUUAUGACUUGAAUCUCCCCUAUUUCCUGAAUGACAUUUGCAGUACUUAUACAUCAUGGCUCAGACACCUACCUCAGUUGGCUCUAUUCCUUCCUUCCUUCUAGUCUUUACUUCAAGAGUUUGAAAAACUUAGGGAUAUAGCAUAAGAAGAAAAAUAAAAUAAC